Molecule: messenger RNA, 6783 nt
Organism: Xiphophorus maculatus (southern platyfish)
Lineage: Eukaryota; Metazoa; Chordata; Actinopteri; Cyprinodontiformes; Poeciliidae
Gene: myh10
Product: myosin-10
Exons: 45
Coding region: 195-6191 (1998 amino acids)
Cellular component (GO): myosin complex
Molecular function (GO): actin filament binding; ATP binding; cytoskeletal motor activity
Source: RefSeq, a predicted model, not a curated record
AAGGUGCUGGAUGGUGGUGGGGGGUGUACCACUGAUGAGAGAGCGGCCGAAGGAAGGAAGGGGACGCUUUAGUACGCGCUGAAGGACUGUAACGUUAAUUCACUGGAAACCGAGCAGAAACACCAGGGCAGAGGUCCAUCCAUCUCCCGUGUGCGGUUGCCCCAGAUUGCCGUGCUUCUGGUUUUCCAGCAGUAAUGUCACAGAGGAGUGGGCAGGAUGACCCGGAGCGGUACCUCUUCGUAGACCGUGCCGUCGUGUACAACCCGGCAGCUCAGGCGGACUGGACCGCCAAGAGGCUGGUGUGGAUCCCGUCGGAGCGCCACGGCUUCGAGGCGGCGAGCAUCCGUGAGGAGCGCGGGGAUGAGGUGGUGGUGGAGCUCGCCGAAAACGGGAAAAAGGCGGUGGUCAACAAGGACGACAUCCAGAAAAUGAAUCCGCCCAAGUUCACCAAGGUGGAGGAUAUGGCUGAACUCACAUGCCUGAACGAGGCGUCGGUGCUUCACAACCUGAAAGACCGAUACUACUCCGGCCUCAUCUAUACAUACUCUGGCCUCUUCUGCGUGGUCAUUAAUCCCUACAAAAACCUGCCCAUCUACUCGGAGAACAUCAUAGAGAUGUACCGCGGCAAAAAGCGCCACGAAAUGCCUCCUCACAUAUAUGCCAUCUCAGAGUCUGCAUACAGAUGCAUGCUACAAGAUCGAGAGGACCAGUCCAUUCUUUGCACAGGCGAGUCGGGAGCUGGUAAGACAGAAAACACAAAGAAGGUCAUCCAGUACCUCGCACAUGUUGCUUCCUCCCACAAAGGAAGAAGAGACCACAACAUUCCUCCAGAAUCCCCCAAACCAGUGAAACUACAGGCGCAAAAUGCAGUUAGUGGAUCCCUGUUUUAUGGUGAACUGGAACGCCAGCUUCUUCAGGCCAACCCCAUCCUGGAGUCUUUUGGCAACGCAAAGACUGUGAAAAACGACAACUCGUCACGUUUUGGGAAAUUCAUUCGCAUUAACUUUGAUGUUGCCGGGUACAUCGUGGGUGCCAACAUCGAAACUUACUUGCUGGAGAAAUCCAGAGCGAUUCGUCAAGCCAAAGAUGAACGCACCUUCCACAUUUUUUACCAGCUGCUGGCAGGAGCUGGAGAGCAUCUCAGAUCCGAUCUGCUUUUGGAAGGGUUCAAUAACUACAGAUUCCUGUCGAAUGGCAACAUCCCGAUUCCAGGCCAACAGGACAAAGACAACUUCCAUGAAACCAUGGAGGCCAUGCACAUCAUGAGCUUCGCACAUGAAGAGAUUCUGGCGAUGUUGAGGGUGGUGUCUUCAGUGCUGCAGUUUGGUAACAUCAUCUUCAAGAAGGAGAGAAACACUGACCAAGCCUCCAUGCCUGAUAAUACUGCUGCUCAGAAACUGUGUCAUCUGCUUGGUAUGAAUGUGAUGGAGUUUACCAGAGCCAUCCUGACGCCCAGAAUCAAAGUGGGAAGAGACUACGUCCAGAAAGCCCAGACCAAGGAGCAGGCUGACUUUGCUGUGGAGGCGCUCGCUAAAGCAACAUAUGAGCGCCUGUUCCGCUGGCUGGUUCAUCGUAUUAAUAAAGCUCUGGACAGAACCAAGCGGCAGGGCGCCUCCUUCAUUGGUAUUCUGGACAUUGCUGGGUUUGAAAUUUUCCAGCUGAAUUCCUUCGAGCAGCUCUGCAUCAACUACACCAACGAGAAGCUGCAGCAGCUCUUCAACCACACCAUGUUCAUCCUGGAGCAGGAGGAGUACCAGAGGGAGGGCAUCGAGUGGAGCUUCAUCGACUUCGGCUUGGACCUGCAGCCCUGCAUCGACCUCAUCGAGAGACCGGCGAACCCUCCAGGAGUGUUGGCUCUGUUGGAUGAGGAGUGCUGGUUCCCCAAGGCCACAGACAAGACCUUUGUAGACAAACUGAUCCAGGAGCAGGGAACUCACACCAAGUUUCAGAGACCCAGGCAGCUCAAAGACAAGGCUGACUUCUGCAUCAUCCACUAUGCGGGAAGGGUUGACUACAAGGCAGACGAGUGGCUGAUGAAGAACAUGGACCCUCUUAACGACAACGUGGCCACGCUUCUUCAUCAGUCAACAGACAAAUUUGUGGCUGAACUGUGGAAAGACGUGGACCGAAUCGUGGGUCUGGACCAGGUGGCUGGGAUGAACGAAACAGCAUUUGGCGCCACCUAUAAAACCAAAAAGGGAAUGUUUCGUACGGUGGGGCAGCUGUACAAAGAGUCGCUCACCAAACUCAUGGCCACCCUGAGGAACACCAACCCAAACUUCGUUCGCUGCAUCAUCCCCAACCACGAGAAAAGAGCCGGUAAGUUGGAACCUCACCUGGUUCUGGAUCAGCUGAAGUGUAACGGAGUCUUGGAGGGAAUUCGGAUCUGCAGACAGGGCUUCCCCAACCGGAUUGUCUUCCAGGAGUUCAGACAGAGAUAUGAAAUUCUCACCCCCAACGCCAUUCCAAAGGGAUUCAUGGAUGGGAAACAGGCCUGUGAGAGAAUGAUUCAGGCCCUAGAGCUGGACCCAAACCUGUUCCGCAUCGGUCAGAGUAAGAUCUUCUUCAGAACCGGAGUUCUGGCUCAUCUGGAGGAGGAGCGAGACCUGAAGAUCACCGACAUCAUCAUUUACUUCCAGUCCGUGUGCCGCGGAUAUUUAGCUCGCAAAGCUUUUGCUAAGAAGCAGCAACAGCUCAGCGCUCUGAAGGUCCUCCAGAGGAACUGCGCUGCUUACCUGAAGCUGCGGCAUUGGCAGUGGUGGAGGCUCUUCACCAAGGUGAAGCCGCUGCUUCAGGUCACCAGGCAGGAGGAGGAGCUGCAAGCCAGAGACGAGGAGCUGGUGAAGGUGAAGGAGAGACAGCUGAAGGUGGAGAACGAGCUGGUGGAGAUGGAAAGGAAACACCAGCAGCUCCUUGAGGAGAAGAAUAUUCUCGCGGAGCAGCUUCAUGCAGAGACUGAACUGUUUGCUGAGGCCGAAGAGAUGAGAGUUCGCCUCCUCUCUCGGAAGCAAGAGCUGGAGGAAAUCCUGCAUGACCUGGAGUCCCGGGUGGAAGAGGAGGAGGAGAGGAACCAGAGCCUGCAGAACGAGAAGAAGAAGAUGCAGUCUCACAUCCAGGACCUGGAGGAGCAGCUGGACGAAGAGGAAGCUGCGAGGCAGAAGCUGCAGCUGGACAAAGUGACGGCCGAGGCAAAGAUCAAGAAGAUGGAGGAGGACAUUCUGCUGCUGGAAGACCAAAACUCAAAGUUUCUCAAGGAGAAAAAACUGGUAGAGGACAGGAUCGCUGAGAUGACGUCCCAGCUGGCAGAGGAAGAGGAGAAGGCCAAGAAUCUGGGCAAAGUGAAGAACAAGCAGGAGAUGAUGAUGGUUGAUCUUGAGGAGCGCUUAAAGAAGGAGGAGAAAACGCGACAGGAGCUGGAAAAGGCCAAACGUAAACUGGAUGCUGAGACCACCGACCUGCAGGAUCAGAUCGCAGAGCUUCAGGCGCAGAUCGAGGAGCUGAAGAUGCAGCUCACCAAGAAGGAGGAGGAGCUGCAGGCUCUGUUAGCCAGGAGUGACGAGGAAGCGGCUCAGAAGAACAACGCCUUAAAGCAGGUCCGUGAGCUGCAGGCGCAGCUGGCCGAGCUCCAGGAGGAUCUGGAGUCGGAGAGGAUCUGUCGGAGCAAAGCAGAGAAACUAAAGCGGGAUUUGAGCGAGGAGCUGGAGGCUCUGAAGACGGAGCUGGAGGACACGCUGGACACCACCGCCGCCCAGCAGGAGCUCAGGUCAAAGCGAGAGCAGGAAGUGGCAGAGCUGAAGAAAGCCAUAGAAGAAGAAUCCAAAAACCACGAGGCUCAGAUCCAGGACAUGAGACAGAGGCACGGCCAGGUUCUGGAGGAACUGUCCGAUCAGCUGGAACAGGCCCGCAGGUUCAAGGCCAACCUGGAGAAGAACAAGCAGGGCUUGGAGAGCGACAACAAAGAGCUGGCCUGCGAAGUGAAGAGCCUGCAGCAGACCAAGACGGAGUCGGAGUACAAGAGGAAGAAGGUGGAGGGCCAGCUGCAGGAGUUCAUGGCUCGAGCCACCGAGAUGGAGCGGGCCAAAGGAGAGCUGAGCGAGCGCUCCCUCAGGCUGCAGACGGAGCUGGACAACGUGUCCGCCUUACUGGAGGAGGCCGAGAAGAAGGGCGUCAAGCUGGCGAAGGAAGUGGACAACCUGAACAGCAAACUGCAGGACUCUGAGGAGUUGCUCCAGGAGGAAACUCGUCAGAAACUGAAUCUGAGCGGCCAAAUCCGCCAGCUGGAGGCAGAAAAGAGCAACUUGCUGGAGCAGCAGGAGGAGGAGGAGGAAGCGCGCCGCGGCCUGGAGAAGCAGCUGCAGACGGUUCAGGCUCAGCUGUUUGAGACGAAGAAGAAGCUGGACGAGGAUGUGGGCGUGAUCGAGGGUCUGGAGGAGGCGAAGAGGAAACUCCAGAAGGACGUGGAGCUCACCAACCAGCGGCUGGAGGAGAAAACCAUGGCGCUGGACAAGAUGGAGAAGACCAAGAACCGGCUGCAGCAGGAGCUGGACGAUCAGAUGGUGGACCUGGACCACCAGAGGCAGAUUGUCUCCAACCUGGAGAAGAAGCAGAAGAAGUUUGACCAGAUGCUGGCUGAGGAGAAGACGAUCUCGGCUCGGUACGCCGAGGAGCGCGACCGGGCCGAGGCGGAGGCCCGGGAGAAGGAGACCAAGGCUCUGUCUCUGGCCAAAGCUCUGGAGGAGGCGCUGGAGGCCAAGGAGGAGCUGGAGCGGUUCAACAAGCAGCUCCGCACUGAGAUGGAGGAUCUGAUGAGCUCCAAGGACGACGUGGGAAAAAACGUGCAUGAACUGGAGAAGUCCAAGCGAACCCUGGAGCAGCAAGUAGCGGAGAUGAGGACGCAGCUGGAGGAGCUGGAGGACGAGCUGCAGGCCACGGAGGACGCCAAGCUGCGACUGGAGGUCAACAUGCAGGCCAUGAAGGCCCAGUUCGACCGAGACCUGCAGGCGAAGGACGAGCAGGGAGAGGAGAUGAAGAGAGCGCUGGUCAAACAGGUGCGCGAGAUGGAGGCCGAGCUGGAGGACGAGAGGAAGCAGAGAUCUCUGGCUGUCGCUGCCAGGAAGAAGCUGGAGGUGGACCUGAACGAGCUGGAGGGUCAGAUCGAAGCUGCCAACAAAGGCCGGGAUGAAGCAAUCAAACAGCUCAAAAAGCUGCAGGCUCAGAUGAAAGACUACCACAGAGAGCUGGAGGAGUCCCGAGCCGCCAGAGACGAGAUCUUCACCCUGUCGAAGGAGAACGAGAAGAAAUUCAAGAACUUAGAAGCUGAAAUCUUGCAGCUGCACGAGGACUACGCAGCAUCGGAGCGAGCCCGGCGCCACGCGGAACAGGAGCGGGACGAGCUCACCGAUGAGAUCUCCAACAGCGCCGCUGGGAAGUCAUCGCUGCUGGAGGAGAAGAGGCGGCUGGAGGCUCGCAUCUCCCAGCUGGAGGAGGAGAUAGAGGAGGAGCAGGGCAACAUGGAGCUCCUCAACGACCGCUUCAGAAAGAGCAGCACGCAGGUGGACACGCUGAACGCUGAGCUGACUGCAGAGCGCAGCGCUGCGCAGAAGAGCGAGAACGCUCGGCAGCAGAUGGAGCGACAGAACAAGGAGCUUAAAGGUAAACUAGCAGAACUAGAAGGAGCUGUGAAGUCGAAGUUUAAGGCGUCCAUCACUGCACUGGAGGCCAAGAUCCUGCAGCUGGAGGAGCAGCUGGAGCAGGAAGCCAAGGAGAGAGCAGCGGCCAAUAAGAUCGUCAGGCGUACCGAGAAGAAGCUGAAGGAGGUGAUGAUGCAGGUGGAGGAUGAGCGUCGCCAUGCCGACCAGUUCAAGGAACAGAUGGAGAAGGCCAACUCCCGCAUGAAGCAGCUGAAGCGUCAGCUGGAGGAGGCCGAAGAGGAGGCGACCAGAGCCAACGCGUCCCGCAGGAAGCUGCAGAGGGAGCUGGACGACGCCACCGAGGCCAGCGAGGGCCUCACCAGAGAGGUCAACUCCUUAAAGAACCGUUUGAGGCGAGGCGGCCCAGUCAGCAGCUUCUCCUCCAACCGCUCCGGCCGACGCAACCUCAACCUGGACGGCGCCUCCGGCGACAUGUCGGACGACGACGCCGACAGCCGAUCCAACGACUUCAACGACACGCAGACCUCCAACGCCGACUAAACGACACUUUUGAUCCUGCUGCCUCUGCUCCCACAGUGGCCACCGGAGCGGUUCUGUUUUUGUUUGUUGUUGUUUUAAUCUAACGCUGCAGGAAAAAUCCAACGCCCUCUUUGAGAAAACGGACACUUCUGCCUUACUCUGUCCUCCGCUGGUUUGGCUCGAUCAUAUUGUCAUUUCCUCCCACCAAAUUAUCCGCUCAACUUAACGAGAACAUACGCAUAAAGGUACAAAGUGCUUCUUUUUUUCUUUUUUUUUUACAUGUUCAACUUAGUAAGUGUGUCAAACCAGAACUGAAUGGAAAAACAUUUUCAUUUCUGGUGCCGGACUCAUCCUCUCCAACAGGGAACUUUCUGGGACACACGACAGGAAAACCUGGAAUCUGAACUGACAUGUUACUGUGAAAAUUAUAUAGUGUUUUAUUUACCUGCUUCAUCUCAACAUUAAUGUAGGAACGUGCAGUUUGGUGUCAAAGUUCGGCUUGAAGCUGGAAAAAGAUGCUGGAAAAAUGCGCAGAACUGCACAGAACAUCUGAAACCUGGAAAGAAAUGCUUCGCUAAAUGGUUUUCCGCUGAUAAACCGCUGGUACACCUCA